CAAGUAGUGCAAUGUACCAUCAGAGGGUGGAACGAAGUAGUGAAUAUCCAAUAUUUUGAUAUAGUGACCCAUACUUUUCCCAAGGUCAGAAUCAAGCUUACUUUAAUCCAUCAACAGGAAAUAGUCUUUGGAUUAGUCAUCAUUUGGAAAACCAUCAUCUGAACUCUUUGUUUACACUAAAGACUGAUGGCAGGUCGCAGUGGUGCUCAAAGGCCCAAUGGAGCAACACAGGGCAAAAUAUGUCAGUUUAAACUGGUAUUACUAGGGGAAUCUGCAGUAGGAAAAUCAAGUUUAGUUCUAAGAUUUGUCAAAGGACAGUUCCACGAGUACCAGGAGAGUACCAUUGGAGCUGCAUUUCUCACACAGACAGUCUGUCUUGAUGACACAACAGUUAAGUUUGAAAUCUGGGACACAGCAGGCCAGGAGAGGUACCACAGUCUGGCCCCUAUGUAUUAUAGAGGUGCACAAGCUGCCAUAGUUGUUUAUGAUAUCACAAAUCAAGAUUCAUUUGCCAGAGCAAAGACUUGGGUGAAGGAACUUCAGAGACAAGCCAGCCCUAAUAUAGUGAUAGCGCUAUCAGGAAAUAAAGCCGAUUUGGCUAAUAAACGGAUGGUAGACUAUGAGGAAGCUCAGGCGUAUGCAGAUGAAAAUAGUUUAUUAUUCAUGGAGACAUCGGCCAAAACUGCCAUGAAUGUAAAUGACAUUUUCUUGGCAAUAGCCAAGAAACUCCCCAAGACAGAGCAAGGUGGUCAACAGCCACAAAGGAACCAAGGAAUGACUAUCACACAAGAAAACCAGCAAUCCAGUGGUGGGUGCUGCAAGUCCUAGACAAACUGUGCAGUAUGGACUACAUUGAAAAUAGCCAUAUGCAGUUGAAUAAAUGGAACUGGUUCUAUAAAAAGUCAUGCUUAUAUAAAACAAAGUGAGAUCGUCCAUAGUAACGAUUUCAGGACAAUGUGCAAUUCCACCUGGUAUGACGUUGACAAAGUUUUAAAGGACCAGAGGGAAGUGAUUUCCACCAUAUCAUUAUCAUGUCAUUACUUCACUUUACUCUAAAAGAGGACUGUAUCACUUAGUCUGUUUGACAACAAGAGUAAAAUCUAAUGUAUGGUAUUGUGGAUAUUGUAUAAAAAAAGGACUAAAUUGUGUGUGGCAUAGCCAGUUUGAAAUCUGUCUCUGCCAGAGUUUGAGGUGAGAGCUCUUAGUGAUUCAGAUUUCAAAUUGACCAAACAUGAUAUUCUUUUCCAUGUAUACAGAUUAAUUAUUAACGACAAGAAAAGAAUAUUGCAUGUAAUAAUAUCCUUCACUUCUACUUAGCUCUAGUGCAGGUUUGCAUGUCGGAGGUUUGUACAGUAACUAAAUUGGCAUGCAAGCUUGUUGUAUUUUUGUCUGUAGUCAUUGCACAUUGGAGGCUUGGUUUUACUUAGCAGAUUACAAAGCGUGCUGUAUGCAGUCCCAUUUAAAUUUAUGGAGUGAUACACAAAGAAUUAAAAAGAUUGUCGAAUUUUAGUAUGUGGACAUCAAUGACAGAUUUACUUCAACUUGUAUGAUAAACCAUUUCGCUCAUAAACCGGUUCCAGAUACAGAAUUGUGUUAAACUGCUAAUAAGGGCCAUUUUAUUGCAGAGUGGCAAUUCCAUUGAAGAGAAUAUGAUCCACAUUUUCUUAAGCCAUAUUAAGGAUGGACAUUUUGGACUUUGCAUUAUACUUAUUAAGUAAAAGUUGAGGGAAAUGUUAAAAGCUGUAACCAAUGCUGGUUUGGUUUGUAUCAAGAAGUUGCGCUGCAUAUUUCUGUAAAAAACAUUUAACUAUUUUAUUUUCAGCUCAUUAUAUUCUAGAUAUAUUUCAUCUCGAUUUCAUAUUUCACCAAACUCCUUAACAGCAAAUCAAAUGAAUUGACAGGAUUUAGAUGGAACUAAAUUGGGAAGGGUUUGGAAAAUAUUUAAAUUUACACUUUUGUGGCAUUUUCCACAAGUUUUUGUGUAACUAACCCAGUUGAAUAAUUUGAAGAGAUUUUUAUUGACUGUAAGUUAUGAAAUGGUGUAUGUAUAUAUAUUUUCAACUUGACAUAGUGCAAGGUGCAGAGAUAUUGCAUCUAAAGAAAGUGUUCAAAAGUGAAGCGAUCAAGCUGGAAGUAUUAAUAAUGUAAAAUAAAUAUGGGUCUUGUAUGUAAAUAGAAAGAUGUUGGAUGUAAGUAUCAAAUAAUGCUGUUCCAUAUCUUAUAUAUCAAUAAAUCUUGCCUCACUUGC
This is a messenger RNA of Lingula anatina, 2248 nucleotides long. RefSeq names its product ras-related protein Rab-5C. Gene Ontology annotation, molecular function: GTP binding; GTPase activity. The record is from RefSeq and is a predicted model, not a curated record. NCBI's taxonomy places the organism in Eukaryota, Metazoa, Brachiopoda, Lingulata, Lingulida, Lingulidae.